Molecule: messenger RNA, 1666 nt
Organism: Uranotaenia lowii
Lineage: Eukaryota; Metazoa; Arthropoda; Insecta; Diptera; Culicidae
Product: putative ankyrin repeat protein RF_0381
Exons: 3
Coding region: 185-1666 (493 amino acids)
Biological process (GO): protein localization to ciliary inversin compartment
Cellular component (GO): ciliary inversin compartment
Molecular function (GO): protein binding
Source: RefSeq, a predicted model, not a curated record
UGAAAUUGUUCAAGAAUUGCUGGACGGAAAAGUGAAGCUAGAUUACAAAAUUCUUGAAUUCUCAUACAAAUCAAACGUUGCGGAUUUAUUGUUUGAUUAUGCAGUGAAAACUGAUCGGCAAUUUGCAUUUGAAUUUCUAAAGAGAGAAAAUGAACGUAAUAAUGACUAUGUAUUUGAAGUGAAAAUGGCAUACUUCAAUCGUUCUGAAUUGAACGAAUUUUAUCAAUUGGCCUGCAAAAGCCGCUCAAAGAAAAUAGCACGGUGGAUUAUAUCAAAUGCUGAACCAUUCAGUACCCUCGAAAAUGCGCUUCACUUAGCUGUGAAAAUGGGCGAUGAGGAAUGUGUUCGUGAGAUUAUCAAGAAAAACCCUGAAAUGAAUCUUAAAGAUGGCGAAGGAAAAACACCUCUACAUUAUGCGGUGAACUCGAUUCAUUUGACCAAAAUUUUGAUGGACAAUAAGGCUGAUCCUUACGCCCUCGAUGAUUCCGGCCAAACUCCUCUACAUUUGGCAGUUUUAGAAGGGUACAUUCAUUCAGUUAAACUUUUGUUUGACUACGGAGUAAAUCCCUCAAUUGAAAAUUCAGAUGGCAAAACAGCAUUACAUUUGGCUGUGCAAAAAUGCAAUGGUGAGGUAGUGAAACUUAUUUUGCAAAAUUCCGCAGAAUACACUGAUUUGGUCAAUAAAAAAGACAAAAACGGAAACACUGCGCUUAUUGUAGCUUCUCAAAUCGAUUAUCAAAGAACAAAUUGCAUCCAUAGUUUUUCCAGUGUUUCUAGCUUGGACUGGGCAGUGAUUCACAAGGAACUAGAAUCUUUAGAAAUUUUAUUGAAUCAUGGAAAGGACCGCAAUGACAGUCCAAUAGAUAGGCAUCGGGCCGGGGAAUCGAAAGCUUAUUAUUUUUUAAGGCAAAUUUGGAAAAGAGCUGCCGAAGUCACGGAACAUAUCAUCCAGAAACAUAUGUCCGGCGACAAAACGCUUUUCGAAGCCUGUAAAAAAGAUCAACAGAGAGAUCGAUGCCUACAAAUUUUGCUUGAAAACGGAGCUGAUCCGUAUAUAUGUGAUAAAACAGGUCGAACGGCUUUGCACUGGGCCGUGGAUAACAAAAAACUGAAAUGUGUGGAAAUUUUGUUGAAGUGUGGAAUAAAUCCCAACAAAGCUUAUGCUGAGGAUCAAAAAGACAAAAGUUUUGGAAAUUGCAUAACAGAACUUUGUGAAGUCUGCAAGGAAAAGGAAGAAACAGAUUGUCCUCUGAAAAAAAUGUUUAUUGACCAAAGAGUUAAUCUUAAUGAACGCGAUAAUCUAGAACAAACCGCUUUACACUUUGCGGUGAAGCAAGGAAAUCUAGCGUGUGUUAGAAUUCUUUUGAAGUACCAAAUUGAUCCACUUUUAAAAAAUAAGUAUGGACAAACUGCUUUACAUUUGGCCGUAGAAAAUAAUAAUCCAUCAUUGGUGAAAGUUCUUUUGCAACACACUCGUAAACGCUUUCGAGAUUUUAUCAACCUAAAGGAUAACAACGGCAAUACUGCGCUUCACCAAACAUGUAUCGGAACUGAUGAGGCGAUUGAAGCCGGUGUCCGGAGUCCGGGAGUUCAUCAUCAGCGCAAACUCAACUGCAUGCUGGCUGCAGCAUGCAACAUCCCGACAUCAGCCCAUCUCGACCCAUAG